AUGGACGGCCCCGUCCGCUCUUUCUUCGUCUCAACUCCAGUUCAAGCCGCCCGCCGGAGAGGAAAAGUGUUAGACGUCUCCGCAUCGACCUUACCUCAGCCUCCGCCUGGACCUCGCCUCACGCCGCCGCCCCAUCCUCUCUUAUUGAAUGCUGAAGCAAUCCAAAGCAAGAGCCCGUCUCAAUCUCUUAGCGAAAAUUUGUGGUUGAGGAAGCCGGCUUCUGGAUUUUUUAAAGUCUCAUACAGAGUUGACGGCCGGUGGCGGACUGCACUUAUGAACCUCGACGGGGACGAAAAAGGGUCAAUCGAGGACUUUGUUGAAUUUCAAACUACCAGCAGCCGCGGGCUGAUGGCGACUGAUGGAAGUCUGACCGAAACUUCGUGCGGCCCGACGAUAUAUCAACACGACCGCGCUACGCGCGGCGUCCAGAUCUCGAAGUUGGCGACAGCUCACGGUCAAGGAUGGCGGUGGCUGAUAAAAGGGUGGAAAAUUUUGGAAAAUGAGACAAUUAACAAGACUCCUGCUCUCUGUCGUUUUGAUAGACACGGGAUCUACUCGUCUUUGCCGUUGGCAGAGCGCUCGACUCUCAAGCGCGAUGAGAAGGUAGCAUUCCAACGUUAUUUUAUGGGUUUUAGUGAUUUGGUAGUGUUUGUAGCUGACAUUGUGACAAAAUUAGAAUAUUGGAUUUGGAAAGAAAUUGUCCUGUGUUGGACAAUUGAUCUUAGAAAAGAAAGAGGUCAUGCCUUGAAGUGUAGCCAUUACAUUCCUUUGCAGCUCCUGGACAACUCUCCUCUUCCUUGUGUUAUAUAUUGUCAUGGAAAUAGAAGGGCAUUUUCAGGAGCCUUGUGGAAUAUCUACUGGCAUCAUCAAGAUCCCCCAACAUUGAGCGUCAUUAGGGUGCAAAGAUCAAUUGCUCAAGCUGGAAUCACUGAAUGGAAUCAACCAAAG
This is a messenger RNA of Striga asiatica, 948 nucleotides long. Lineage: Eukaryota; Viridiplantae; Streptophyta; Magnoliopsida; Lamiales; Orobanchaceae. The record is from the annotation of a GenBank genome assembly.